Molecule: messenger RNA, 364 nt
Organism: Salvia miltiorrhiza (redroot sage)
Lineage: Eukaryota; Viridiplantae; Streptophyta; Magnoliopsida; Lamiales; Lamiaceae
Exons: 1
Coding region: 121-327 (68 amino acids)
Biological process (GO): endoplasmic reticulum unfolded protein response
Cellular component (GO): endoplasmic reticulum
Source: RefSeq, a predicted model, not a curated record
AGAGAAUAUUCACAUAAUCACAUAGAUCCGUCGCGGACUAUCGCCGGAGCCAUAUCUUCCGUCCUUCUCCGGCAAUUCUUUCUUCGGAUCAAUUUCUAGACAGCCGAUCUCGCCGUGAAAAUGACAACUUCAAGGAGGCUUGCCGACAGGAAGGUAGAGAAGUUUGAGAAGAAUAUCAAUAAACGUGGAGCGGUUACCGAUUCGAGCGCGAAGAAGGGAAACAACUUAGCUGUUGGCCCAGUCUUGAUUGGGUUUUUCAUUUUUGUCGUCAUUGGAUCAUCCCUAUUCCAGAUAAUCAGGACGGCAACAAGUGGAGGCGUGGCUUAACUUAACUCGUAUGGAGUGGCGUUACAUUUCAAAAUGU